GUGUGUGAGAGAGAGAGAGAGAGAGAGAGAGAGAGAGAGAGAGAGAGAGAGAGAGAGAGAGAGGAAGAUCCUGUUGAAGACUUCCUGAAUGGGCCACAAUGCCGGAGUGGACAAGAACAACAGCAGGAGAAGAAUGAGACUUCACCAACACACAGGUGCCCAGUUUCUGUUCUCCCAAUUAGAUACGUUGAGAAUGGAUGAGGAUUCUGUUCUGCCAGGCGUGGAUGUCGUCCAGCAUGAAAGUCAGCUUUUGAAAAGGGAUCUAUGAAGAUAGCGCCACAAGUCUUCAGCCGAUGCACCUCUCCAAGACUUACCUAUUAGAAAGAAAAGUUCGGUGUAAAGGAGCUUCAUAGGAUAGACAAAAUGUGUCAUGUCAUUGUAACAUGCCGGUCUAUGCUUUGGACCUUGUUGAGCAUUGUGGUGGCUUUUGCUGAGCUAGUGGCCAUCAUGAGUCCUGAUUGGUUAGUCGGGAUACACCACCCGUCUCAGUACAAUGCCUCAGCUACAGGACCACCGGAUCCUAAACCACCUACGCUUGGCCUGUACAGUCGCUGCAUCCGAGUGUUUCAGCAUAAGACGGUUGAGUGUGGACCAUAUGCUGCAGACUUUACAGAGAUUGCAAGUGGAUUCUGGCAGGCCUCUAUUAUAUUCCUGGUUGUUGGAAUCUUCCUGCUGUCCAUAGUGGGAUUCCUCGCAGUCUUUAGCAUGUGCUUUCAGAGCAUCCUGGGGAAAAGCAUCUUUAAUGUGUGCGGCCUACUUCAAGGCAUAGCAGGCCUGUUCCUGAUGCUCGGACUGAUGCUUUACCCAGCAGGCUUUGGCUGUGAUAAGGUGGUCAGCUACUGUGGCCCUGAAGCUUCUCCGUAUAAACCGGGCCAGUGUUCAGUGGGCUGGGCUCUCUACACCGCGAUAGGAGCGACGGUGCUCACUUUCGUCUGUGCCAUGUUCUCUGCCCAAGCUGAGAUCGCCACCUCCAGCGACAAGGUUCAAGACGAGAUAGACGAAGGCAGGACGCUCGUCUGUGUGCUGUGAAAUGUCUCGCAUCUAUAGGAGAAAUGAUUCUCUCAGAGUUACUAGCUCUACGUUUACAUUGUUUUGCUAAGGCCGCACUGCUGCGCUCGUUACCAAGACCGGUGCGGUGUUACACAGAGCUCUCUUUGUGAUAGAUUUCUGAGAGACUGUAACUUGAUGAUAGAUGAUUUUUUUUGCCAAAUUCUAAAUGCACAGUUACUUAUAAAAAGUAGUAUUUUGAAAAUGUAAUAGCUUGAUAAUUCUGUAAAUUGUAUAAAAGGUUAGCAUUGUAGGCCAUGAAGUAUGAGCUAUGAAUAUAAGAGGAUGCCUAGCUGUAUAUCAUACAUAUUAGGAACAUAAAUUUCACCUGAAAGUAAAAAUCACUUGUCUUGGGGAUGUCCUGAGGAGCAUUAUCUGAGGUGAAGCUAUGAUUCUUCAGGUUUCAUUACCUUAGAAUCAAUGGAAACCAGCAAGAACAAGUUUGUAUGGCUUCUGAAUUUCAUUUAUUCCUGUUUAUGUACUUCUAUUUAGCUCAAAUAAUCCACUUAGAGCUCAAGGAAGCACUAAUAUGUUGUAAUGAUUGUAUCCUGCAGUGUUAGAAACAGAGUGUUCUCUGUUCAUAAAGGUACAACAGCCGUGAAUGCGAUAUCUGUAACACAAUAUGUGAGCCCAUUUACUAAUAUUUUUGUCAUAAUUUUUUUUUUAAGGUAUCUAGUCAUUCCUGAGGGUAGGUUUAAUGCUCCAGGAACAACAUCAUUUAUUUUUUAGCUUUAUCUAUAUUUAGUUCUUUUUAGUUGUGAUGGCAACAGGCGACAUAUGUAGUGCAAAUAAAGCAGAAUGCUGCAUUUCAUUCUUAUCAUUCUCACACACGUUUGUCAAACUGUUUAAUGUAGGAGCUCAAUAGAUCUUUUUGUGUGGUCUCAUAUAACUGUUGCUGCCUUUAUUUUUUUUUCCAUGUAUUUGUUAUAUUAACAAACAUAUUUUGUAUAUUUUUUAUAUCUGUUGCUGUGCUUUUAGUAAGCAGUAUGAAUUAAAAUUUUAGAAUAAAACA
Messenger RNA from Tachysurus fulvidraco (yellow catfish), 2059 nucleotides. RefSeq names its product LHFPL tetraspan subfamily member 2b (gene lhfpl2b). Gene Ontology annotation, cellular component: membrane. NCBI's taxonomy places the organism in Eukaryota, Metazoa, Chordata, Actinopteri, Siluriformes, Bagridae. The transcript is spliced from 3 exons. The record is from RefSeq and is a predicted model, not a curated record. The coding region runs from base 364 to 1029 and encodes 221 amino acids.